AUGGAGGGUUUAGAGGCGGCUGUGGCGUUUGUCUCAGAUCUUUUUUAGUUAACAGAACAGUAUAUAACACUUUGGCUUCUCUUUCUCCGCCUCUUAUUUCCAAAAUGUGGACCAAAUUGGCCAAGCGAGCCUCCUCAUCCUUAAGGAACAGUUUCCGUCUUUCUUCGUUAUCUCCGAGAAUUAUCGAUUCCCAAACAAGUACAAAACUAAACCCAUACCUAUGUCAGGGUUUCGCCAGAGUUGGGCUGAGUCGGUCAUCGUUUCUAUUCUACGAAGGUUUUUCUUCUCCGUCUUUGAUGGUGGCGGGCAGAGGUUACGCCACGGUGGCCCAGGCUAUUGAAUCGACGGACACCGAAGACGACUACGUGGAGGUUCAGGAACUGUUGGAGCAAAUGGUGAAGGCGGAUCACAAAUUAGACUGCAACAGCUACAAGUACAAGAUGCUGAAGAAGAGGCAGAUAAAGAUGGAGACGGAGGCGUGGGAAGAAGCUGCUAGAGAGUACGAGGAGCUGUUGGAGGACAUGCGCGUGCAGAAGCUUGCUCCCAAUCUGCCAUACAUGAAGUCGCUCUUCCUUGGUUGGUUCGAGCCUCUAAGGAAUGCGAUUCUCGCUGAUCAAGAGCUUUGUAAAGAGAGCAAGUGCCGAUUGAGCCACGCUCCUUAUUUCAACGAGUUGCCGGCGGAUAUGAUGGCUGUGGUCACCAUGCACAAGUUGAUGGCGCUGUUGAUGACGAAUACGAAUGGCGUGGGCACCGCCAGAGUCAUCCAAGCCACUUGCCAUGUAGGCGAAGCGGUUGAGCAAGAGGCUAGGAUAUACCGAUUUAUGUUAAGGGAGAAGAGAACCGCCUCUGACAACUCAUCUCAUCUUGCUCCUGCAGUACAAAAAGGAAGAGUGAUUGAAGAGGACGAGGAAACGGAAAAGAAGAAGACCAAGCUUCGGAAAAAAGUUGCUGGUUUGAUGAAAAAACAGAAGAGGCAACAAGCGAUGGGAUUAGUUCGGGAUCAAGAUGAUUGGAAACCUUGGGGGCAAGAAGCUCAAGUAAAGGUUGGCGCUCGAUUAAUUGAUCUGCUAAUAGAAACGGCUUACAUUCAACCACCUGCCAAACAGUUUGGAGAUGGUCCACCGGAUAUACGCCCAGCAUUUAAGCAUACCCUUAAAACACUUUCAAACGAGUCACAGAAGGAAACUAGGAGAUAUGGUGUUAUUGAAUGUGAUCCUCUGGUGCAAAAUGGCCUUGAGAAGUCCGCAAGGCACGUCGUCAUCCCUUACAUGCCAAUGUUGGUGCCGCCUAUUAACUGGACAAGGUAUGACAAAGGAGCAUACUUUUUUUUGCCAUCGUAUGUGAUGAGAAUUCAUGGAGCUAGGCAGCAACGUGAAGCAGUUAAGAGGGCUACCACGAGUCAACUUGAACCUGUUUUUGAGGCCCUUGAUACUCUUGGCAAUACCAAAUGGAGGGUAAACAAAAGGGUGCUGUGUGUGAUAGAUCAAAUAUGGGCUAAUGGAGGAGGCCUGGCUGAUUUGGUGGAUCGUGAAGAUGUUCCCCUCCCUGAAGAACCAGAUACAGAAGAUGAAGCUGAAAUCCGAAAAUGGAAGUGGAAAGUCAAAGCUGUGAAAAAGGAGAAUAGUGAGAGACAUUCACAGCGAUGUGACAUAGAACUUAAACUUGCUGUUGCACGAAAGAUGAAGGAUGAAGAAGGCUUCUAUUAUCCUCAUAAUCUUGAUUUUCGAGGACGAGCUUAUCCCAUGCACCCAUAUUUGAACCAUCUUGGUUCUGAUUUGUGCCGAGGCAUACUUGAGUUUGCAGAGGGACGUCCUCUAGGGAAGUCAGGCUUGCACUGGUUAAAAAUUCAUCUUGCAAAUUUGUAUGCUGGUGGUGUCGACAAGUUAUCUCACAAUGAUCGAAUAGCAUUUACCGAGAACCACCUGGAUGACAUAUUUGAUUCUUCAGACAGGCCUCUUGAAGGAAAUCGGUGGUGGUUGCAAGCAGAGGACCCUUUUCAGUGUUUGGCAGCAUGCAUGAAUCUCUCUGAAGCAUUGAGGAGCCCUAAUCCUGAGACUACCAUUUCUCACAUGCCAGUACACCAGGAUGGUUCAUGCAAUGGCUUACAACACUAUGCCGCACUUGGGCGAGACAAGUUGGGAGCUGCUGCAGUCAAUCUUGUUGGUGGAGACCAGCCUGCUGAUGUUUACUCAGGAAUUGCGGCCAGAGUACUUGAAAUCAUGAAAAGGGAUGCAGAGAAAGAUCCCGAAACUAAUCCAAAUGCAUUGCAUGCGAGGCGCUUAAUCAGCCAGGUGGACCGAAAGUUGGUAAAGCAAACAGUGAUGACAUCUGUGUACGGAGUGACUUACAUUGGGGCCAGGGAGCAGAUAAAGAGGAGGUUAAAGGAGCGUUGUGCCAUUGAGGAUGAUGUAGAGCUGUUUACCGCUGCUUGCUAUGCUGCAAGAACUACUCUCACUGCCUUAGAAGAGAUGUUUGAGGCUGCAAGGAGUAUUAUGGAUUGGCUAGGUGAUUGUGCAAAGGUGAUUGCUUCCACUAACCAAGCAGUCCGGUGGAUCACUCCCCUCGGUCUACCUGUAGUACAACCCUAUCGACAAUUAGGAAGGCAUCUUAUCAAAACUUCGCUUCAGAUUUUGACAUUACAACGAGAGACUGACAAGGUCAUGGCUAAAAGGCAGAGAACAGCUUUUCCCCCAAAUUUCGUUCAUUCUCUUGAUGGUUCUCACAUGAUGAUGACUGCAGUUGCUUGUAAAAAAGCGGGCUUGAACUUUGCAGGGGUUCAUGAUUCAUACUGGACGCAUGCAUGUGAUGUUGAUGAAAUGAACAAGAUACUCAGGGAAAAGUUUGUUGAACUCUACGACGCUCCAGUACUGGAAAAUUUGUUGGAGAGCUUCCAAAAGAAUUUUCCCACAUUGAACUUUCCUCCCUUACCAGAGCGAGGAGACUUCGAUCUUCGCGAGGUUUUGGAGUCUAGAUAUUUUUUUAACUAGACUCUCAGAAACUCUGGUUACUUGCCUAGUACUACCUUUUCCUGUGGUCCUGGGAGACAAGUCUAAUUGAUGAAAUUGGUAUAUAUCUCUACAUGCAUGGGAUUGUGAAAGCCUCAAUGAAAACCUUAAUGGAGAAUGAAGAAUUGGGUUGCAAACUUGAAGAAUCUUGUACUUCUUUUAUUUAUACAUUUGUUUCAAACAGACAUUUCCUUCACGAGAUGUCCCAUAGUUGGUUCUCUAGUUGUCUUCCAAAUGGGCUAUGUAUACAAAAAGGAAUGAGGUGAUCUAACUUGGGUUUGUCAUGAAAGAAAGGGGGUCUUCACAGAUAUGUUGACGUGGACUGUCAAAACAAGAAGCAUAUACAGCAGUCAAUCUGUCUUAGUUCGUGGUUGAUGUGACAGACAAAUGAAGGAUUGAAGCACUGGUAAUAAUUUCUGGUGACUUCUCAGAUCUGGAUGCUGCAGUCUGCUGGAUGCUACAGAUCUGGUGGCUUUCCCUCUUACGGAGCAGAUCCAUUCUUUUGCUGCUUUUAUACAUUUUGUAUUUAUUUUCAUUCUUUUUAGGAAAGGGUUGGGAGCAUGUGUAAUACUGUCAUUUGUUCUUAUAUUGGUUUUUUCAUUUUUUGAAUUGAAUACAUGUAAAGUAAGUAAAUACCAAUAUGGACAUAUUUUUUUUUCUUUCUUUUAUCUA
Messenger RNA from Vigna radiata var. radiata (mung bean), 3677 nucleotides. RefSeq names its product DNA-directed RNA polymerase 1B, mitochondrial. NCBI's taxonomy places the organism in Eukaryota, Viridiplantae, Streptophyta, Magnoliopsida, Fabales, Fabaceae. The transcript is spliced from 19 exons. Gene Ontology annotation, cellular component: mitochondrial DNA-directed RNA polymerase complex. The record is from RefSeq and is a predicted model, not a curated record. Gene Ontology annotation, molecular function: DNA-directed RNA polymerase activity; DNA binding. The coding region runs from base 105 to 2987 and encodes 960 amino acids. Gene Ontology annotation, biological process: mitochondrial transcription.